Molecule: messenger RNA, 884 nt
Organism: Notechis scutatus (mainland tiger snake)
Lineage: Eukaryota; Metazoa; Chordata; Lepidosauria; Squamata; Elapidae
Source: RefSeq, a predicted model, not a curated record
GCAGCGCGGAGAGAGACGGGCAGGCGCGUCAGGGUUGCAGGGGAGUGAUUGGAGAGGUACCGUCAGGCUGCGAGGAGAGCGUGAGGCGGGCUUUGGGCGCCGCCGGACUGAAGAGAGCAGCCCCUUCCCUCUACCGGCCGCGGGCUUGCGGACCGCUCUGGGUAGCCCUUGACUCCAAGCUUUCUAUCAGCAGCACUGGAUGAGAAUUCUACAACUUCCUAGAGCUCACUAACGUGGCCAGCAGUAAUGGAUUUUGUGAUGAAACAAGCCUUAGGGGGGGCCACGAAGGACAUGGGUAAAAUGUUGGGAGGAGAAGAGGAAAAAGACCCUGAUGCCCAGAAGAAGGAAGAAGAACGACAAGAAGCCUUACGCCAGCAAGAGGAAGAGCGCAAGGCAAAGCACGCCCGCAUGGAGGCUGAACGGGAAAAGGUUCGGCAACAAAUCCGUGAUAAGUAUGGCCUGAAGAAGAAAGAGGAGAAAGAGGCAGAGGAGAAGGCAGCCCUGGAACAGCCCUGUGAGGGGAGCCUGACACGACCCAAGAAAGCCAUCCCAGCUGGCUGUGGAGACGAGGAAGAUGAGGAUGAGGAGAGCAUUCUGGAUACAGUGCUCAAGUAUCUGCCAGGUCCAUUGCAGGACAUGUUCAAGAAGUAGCCGCCAUACCAGCCCAAAUCCUACCCAGAGUUUCCUGGUGUUGCCGAUUCAACACUCGGUUCAGGCUUUGGGGUGGUGAAGGGACUUUCUUCUGGGGUUUCAUGGGGCAUUUUCCUUUCCAGUUUUUGUUUCAAGGGGAGACUUCACACAUGUCUUUGUGCCACAGGACUUUCCCAGGCCUUCUUCUCGGUCCCCAAGAGAAGCACAUCAGGCACGGGACAUACUCCCUCCUC